Anastrepha ludens (Mexican fruit fly) is the source of this 4458-nucleotide messenger RNA. RefSeq lists its product as uncharacterized. Gene Ontology annotation, molecular function: nucleic acid binding. NCBI's taxonomy places the organism in Eukaryota, Metazoa, Arthropoda, Insecta, Diptera, Tephritidae. The record is from RefSeq and is a predicted model, not a curated record. The transcript has 4 exons. The coding region runs from base 1 to 4458 and encodes 1485 amino acids. Gene Ontology annotation, biological process: DNA integration.
AUGGACAAAGAAACAACGGGGCAAAGUUGUCGAAAAUGUGACGCAGCGGACAACGAGAGUAUGGUCCAGUGUGACACCUGCGACGCCUGGUACCACUUCAACUGCGUUGGAGUACAUAGCAAUGUGGCUGACGAAAGCUGGAGCUGUGAAAGCUGCCAGAAUCAUGCAUCAACCACGAACGCGCAUCCAACCGCAUCGUCAUCGCCAACUACCAAGCAAGGUAACCGGCACGUGAAUUUUCUCCCAACGUUUCCAACAAUUGCGAAGAUAUCUAACUCAACAGUCAAUCCGCUUCUAAAACCUGCUUGGGCUUCUUCGAACUGGAAUUUCGAACCCAGUACAUCAGUUCAGGGAUCGCAACUGCCAAAUAAAUCAAGUGAGUAUAACCCAGGGCUACAACAAUUCACAACGGGCAGCAUCGCCACCUCUGCAAAUGAGAUCUCGUACAGUCAACCAAAAGUAUUCUCGUCGGUGCAGCAAGUAGGUAUACGAAAUGGCCAAGGUAUGCAGAUGCCAUUCAACUCCGAAAUAUAUCGAAACCUUCAGCUUGAAAAGUUGGAAGAGCAGAUGAAAUUGCAACAAAAAUAUUUGGACAACAAAUAUAAGAUUCUUUCGCAGUAUAACGACCUGCCCUCAUCCAGCACUUCGAUGGCCUCUUUUAGCAAUGGGCCUACACCUGGGCAAUUAGCAGCAAGGCAGGCCAUACCUAAGCAGCUCCCAACCUUUAAUGGCGACCCUGAAGAAUGGCCGCUGUUUAUUAGCAGUUUCGAUAACAGCACUACGGUCGCGGGGUACACCGAUGCGGAGAAUUUAAUUAGAUUACAAGCGAGCCUUAAAGGCAAAGCACGGGAGAUGGUAAAAUAUGAAGGCUCUUCUGUGACGCUAAUGGAAAAAAGAAUAUUUGAUGAAUUAGGCUUGAAAGGUGAACAAGACCCUCUGUGUUUGCGGUGGACAGGUAACACGACGCGUGUUGAAGAAAAUUCUGUGCGGGCGGCCAUCGAAAUUUCGAGUGUGACAAAUUGGCAGAAAUAUACUCUCAAGAAUAUUCAUACUGUUGACGAUCUCAAUCUUCCGGCACAGUCAAUCAAUGCAUCUGCGAUGGAGCGGCUAUAUCCAUAUCUAGCGGGACUGCCAAUUGCAUCAUAUAACAACGUAAAACCAUCAUUGCUUAUCGGUGCGGACAACUGGAGGUUGGCAAUUCCACUCAAAAUUAGAGAGGGAACCUGGUUCCAGCCCAUAGCGUCAAAACCCCGUUUAGGAUGGGCGUUGCAGGGGUGCAAUUCAAGACAGACUGCCGAAUAUCGACUAAAUGUACAUACAUGCGAUUGUCAAAAAAGAUACGAUGAGUUGCACGAGACUGUAAAAGAAUUCUUCACGUUAGAGUCAUCCAAACCUACUCAGCUACUGCCGGAAGAAGAUGCCAAAGCUGUGAGUAUUGCGAAUAACACUUGUAAAAAGGGCGAUAACUUUUACGAAAUUGGGCCACCGUGGCGUAUCUCAAGUGUAUUGCUACCCAAUAACUAUGUAUAUGCUUUACAACGGCUGAUGUGGGUACGCGAAAAAACUCUUCUGAUUGAGGCUGCUAUUUCGAACGGUAAAACAUGGUAUUUGCCUAUUUUCAUUGUAAGCAAUCCAAAUAAGCCUGGAAAGCUUCGGAUGGUGUGGGAUGCUGCUGCAAAGGUGAACGGGGUGUCACUCAACGACUUCCUACUGAGUGGCCCAGACUUGCUUAACCCACUCGUUAGUAUUUUAUUAGCUUUUAGAGUAGGCAGAGUGGCUAUAUGCGGUGAUAUAGCGGAGAUGUUUCACCGUAUCAAUAUACGGGACAGCGACAUGCAUGCUCAGCGAUUUUUGUGGUGCGAUGACGGUGAUGAUCCUCAGCAACCAAGUGUUUAUGUCAUGCGAGCGUUGACCUUCGGAUUGAAUUGCGCUCCGUUUAUUGCCCACUACAUACGUGACAAAAACGCUGACCAUUUUGAAAAUGAACUUCCUCGAGCCGUAGAAGCUGUAAAGAAGAACCAUUACGUGGAUGACUUUAUUGACUGUGGAGAUGAUGAACAAUCUGCGUUAGAAUUGGCUCAACAAAUAAAAAAAAUUCAUGGCGCCGCUGGCUUCAAUAUACGUGGCUGGUCUUCAAAUUCCAAAUUUGUCGUGGAGCAGCUCGAAGAAGAUCCUAUGUCAGUUCAAUCCGUCAAAGAAUGGGGUUCAACCACGAAAGUCCUCGGUAUGUUUUGGGACCCUUUAAGCGAUAAUUUUAAAUAUAUUUGUAGAUUUGCGAGACUUCGUCGCGAUGUUAUUAACGAAUCGAUCAUACCAACGAAAAGAGAAGCACUCCAAGUUUUAAUGUCGAUCUUCGACCCUCUUGGAUUUGUUUGCUGCUACACCGUAGGGUUAAAGAUCUUGCUGCAAGAUGUAUGGCGAUCUGGUCUCGCCUGGGACGACCCGCUCCAAGACAAUCUUUUCGACAAAUGGAACCAGUGGAAGUCCAUUAUGCCAUUAAUAACAGCUGGCGAAAUACCUCGAUGUUAUUCACUAUUGCUGAAAGAUGCUGAAGAUGUUCAACUUCACACCUUUGUUGAUGCCGGGGAAAGCGCGUAUGCAGCCGUUUGCUACUUGCGUGUAUCAAAGGGAAACGACGUCACGGUUAGUCUAGUGGCUGGCAAAUCCAAAGUCGCACCGCUAAAGCCAUUAUCGAUACCCAGACUAGAGUUGCAGGCGGCGGUAAUUGGUGUGAGGCUGGCGAACAUGGUAAGCAAUACGCAACGUAUUAACAUAAUGUCGAAAUAUUGGUGGACAGACUCAAAGACGGUGCUAAGAUGGAUGCGAAUGGACCCUAAAAACUUCCACCAAUUCGUGAUGCAUAGAAUAGGCGAAAUUUUAGAGGCAUCAAACGUAAGCCAGUGGCGGUGGGUUCCCUCGAGAAAUAAUCCCGCUGAUUUAGCUACAAAAACAACUACACGUCAGUGCUACCAAUUGUGGUUUACCGGCCCAAAUUUUUUAAGGUCGAGCGCAGAAGUUUGGCCGCAGUGCGAAGAGUUAAGCUUAGAGGAGUGCGACGAUUCGGAAAUUAAACAUUAUGUUCUACAUAUGAAAAAGGAACACAUGAACAACCUGAUGCUGAACGUGGAGCACUUUUCCAGCUGGAAACGUUUGUAUCGAGCUGUGGCUACAUUUUUAUUUUACGUCGACCGAUUACGCUCAGUUGUGCUAGCAAGGCAACGGAAAACAUCCAUCGACUUUGACAUGAUUCAGAAAGCUCAAUGUCUUCUUAUAAGGUAUGCUCAGUCCAUUGAAUAUUGUGAAGAGAUCAGGUGCCUCAAACGCGGUAAGAAUAUUGACAACUCUAGCAAACUCUUUACUUUAAACGUUUACUUAGACACAGAUGGCAUAAUAAGAUGCAAAAGUCGAGUUGAACACUUAAACAACCAUGAAGAUAUUAUAGUGAUGCCUAAUUCUCAUCAUGUCACCUUUUUAAUAGUGCGUUGGGCUCACGAAAAUUUCCAUCACCUGAUGCAUGAGUCUGUAAUCAAUCAAAUUCGUGGUACAUACUUUAUAAAUCGACUGAGGGUGUUGUAUAAAAGAGUGCGCGCAGAGUGUCAAAAAUGUAAAAACCAUAGCUCCAUUCCUCAGCCGCCACAAAUGGCAGCGCUGCCGGCUGCAAGGAUUGCCGCUUUCGAGAGGCCCUUCACGUAUGUAGGUAUCGACUAUUUUGGCCCAUUGCUUGUCAUCGUGGGAAGAAGGCGAGAAAAGAGAUGGGGCGUUCUAUUUACAUGUCUAACGCUUCGCGCUAUACACAUCGAAGUUGCCCACAGCUUAAAUACCAGUUCCUGUAUCAUGGCGAUACGCAACUUUAUAUCACGACGCGGCUAUCCCAGGGAGAUAUUCUCGGACAACGGCACCAAUUUCAAGGCAUCUGAAAAAAUAAUUAGCGAGAGUCUGAAAAAUAUCGAUUUGAAUGGUAUCGCCUCAUCUUUCGACCGAGUAAAAUGGAGAUUUAAUCCACCAAGCGCCCCCCAUAUGGGUGGUGCAUGGGAAAGGCUUGUGAGAUCAGUGAAGACUGUGCUUUAUGAAAUACUACCUUCAACAAGUUUCAGCGAUGAAAGCUUGCGAAGUGCAUUGAAUGAAGUAGAAUUUAUCCUGAACGCCCGCCCGCUUACAUUUGUUUCUUUGGAAAAUAGUGACGACGAGGCUCUUACUCCCAACCACUUGCUGAUUGGGUCAUCGGAUGGCUACAAGCCAAUAUGUAGCGACAUCGUCAAUCUGCGUCAACGUUGGCAAUUGACCCAACAAUUCGAUGACCGCUUUUGGCAUCGAUGGGUGAAGGAAUAUAUACCGGUCAUCUCUAGACGUACCAAGUGGUUCACAAAACAACGCCCAGUACGUAUUGGCGAUGUCGUGAGGUUGAAAUCUUUGAAUAUUCGCAUCCUUUCAGUUGGCGGUAUGAUUACCUCCACAUAA